Molecule: messenger RNA, 2166 nt
Organism: Schistosoma turkestanicum
Lineage: Eukaryota; Metazoa; Platyhelminthes; Trematoda; Strigeidida; Schistosomatidae
Source: the annotation of a GenBank genome assembly
UAAGCUUGUCUGUCUAUAUACUACACAUUAAUUGACAUCAACAAUAAUUGUUGGCCUCCAUAGAGAAGGCAAUGAUCAUUAUUGGAAAAAUCAUAUUAAAACUGUAGAAAGUGACAUAGAGAGAGAGUAAUAGUAGUAGUAUUAGUGGUAGUAGUUGUAGUAGUCACGUUUCUGUUAUUUGUGAAUACAUACCUAUUGAACACUUUUGCAAGUUGAACAAAAAUCAAAUUGAACAAUAUAUACUACUAACUAUUGUUAAUUGUGAAAGAAAGUUAUUCACACACUAUCCACACACACACUCAGUAAUUUGGUGAACAAUUGAGAAAAUUUUGACUUAUUCAUUGUUUUGCAAAUAUCGUAUAACAACCAAAUUGUGCCUUAUAAAAAAAAACAAUGUUACAUAUAUAUUAUAUCUGAUCUAAUAAAUCUGAUCAACAAAUUGUCUUAUUGUGCAUUAAUUUCAAUUAUUAUAUCUUUGGAUAGAAAGUGCAAUUCCAGUGUAUUUUAUCCUAAUAUAUUAUUUAUCAAUACAUCUGAGAUUAUAUAUAUAUAAAUACAAAUACAAUACAAGAAAUAUUAAAUUUUGAAAAUUUAUUGACAAAUAAUUCUUUUGAAAGAUUAAUCUCGCUAAUCAAUAAAGUCAACAUACAUUAUCAUCUUUGCUGUUGUGAUUAUCCAUUCUCUUAGUGAAUUAAUCAGUACUACUCAUUCUUCACUCUUCAUUGUGUUCAGUGAUUGGAAAUUAUUAUUAUUUUUAAUCAAGAUCAAACAGAAUUAACUAGAAUCAGUCAAUAUUGUACACACGUGUGUAUAUGCACGUUCAUCUGUAAAUAGAAAAAAAACAAACUAAUAAUUCCAUAAACAUACACGUACGUUUGUGUACACAAAAAUUAACUCACUGUGUGCACACACACACAUACAUACAAACAAACAUAUUUGUGUACAAUACACACAUACUCACACACACACACACUAUUCAUUCAUCCGAUCAUGCUUCAUAGUGUUGGUCUAAGUGAUCCCACUGGAGCUGCAACAGUGGUUUAUCCACAUUUCACACCAUUCCCACCAACAAAUACGUCAACAUUAAAUCCUAAUGAAAAUUCUAACCAAUUUACAAAUAAUUCUGUUACAAAUCAUAACAAUGUCAGUAAUCAUAAUAAUAAUACUACUAAUAAUACUACUAAUAAUAGUAAUAAUAAUAAUAACAAUAAUCAUAAUGGGAUGUAUACAUCAAAUACAGCUGCAGCUGCAGCGGCUGCAGUUGCUGCAUUGACUGCAGCUGCUGCAGCUUCUGCUGGUCUACCAUCCAAUAUUAAAGAUUCACGAUGGUUGACGCUGGAAGUAUGCCGACAAUAUCAACGAAAUCAAUGUUCACGAGAUGAGAAUGAAUGUAAAUUUGCUCAUCCACCAACUCAUGUCGAUGUACAAAGUGGACGUGUUAUAUGUUGUUAUGAUUCAAUUAAAGGUAAAUGUCAACGUCGUGAUCCACCUUGUAAGUAUUUACAUCCACCACAACAUUUACGUGAACAAUUAAUACAAAAUGGUCGAAAUAAUAUGAUUAUGCGUAAUGUACAAUUACAAUUAUUACAACAACAAUUAUUAGCUCAAACUGGUGUUGGUCCAUUAGCUGCAGCAGCUGCAGCAGCUGCUGCUGCAACUAAUCCAAAUCAAGGUACAUUAGUGAAUAAUUCCAAUUCUUUAAUUUAUACAACACCAGCUGCAUUGGCUCUUACUAAUCAAACAGGUGCUCCAUCGGCUUAUCCAUUACUUCUGACAUCAUUAUCAUCUAUCUUUUUCUUCCCGUUCGCUUUCUUAUUAGCCUUAACAGGUGUAUCAGUCGGUAAACCGAUUGGAAGUUGGUUUGGUCCAAAUACUGUUGCACAAGUACUUAAAAAACUAUCUGUUUAUGACCGUUGGACAAAUUUAUUCAUUCAUAUUUCUGUAGAAGAUGGAAUUAUUAUUGAUGAAAUUAAAUCUUUAUGCUGUCAACCUCGACCUUAUUUUAAUUUCACUAAUAAUUCUGAUGAAAAUGACAAAUUAACAGAAGAACAUCAUGCUACUGUGGAGAGUGUAAAUGAUGCUGCAGAAGAAUCGGACUCAUCAACAUCAUCUUAUAGUUGUCCAUUCUCUCAAGCUGUGAUUGAUUCAACUCAAAACUGUGAUUGA